This is a messenger RNA of Chrysoperla carnea, 1753 nucleotides long. RefSeq names its product probable methylmalonate-semialdehyde dehydrogenase [acylating], mitochondrial. Gene Ontology annotation, cellular component: mitochondrion. The record is from RefSeq and is a predicted model, not a curated record. The transcript is spliced from 8 exons. Gene Ontology annotation, biological process: thymine catabolic process; L-valine catabolic process. NCBI's taxonomy places the organism in Eukaryota, Metazoa, Arthropoda, Insecta, Neuroptera, Chrysopidae. Gene Ontology annotation, molecular function: malonate-semialdehyde dehydrogenase (acetylating, [NAD(P)+]) activity; methylmalonate-semialdehyde dehydrogenase (acylating, NAD+) activity. Bases 120 to 1685 code for a protein of 521 amino acids.
AAUUUAUUUCUAUUAUACAUGAUAUAGUUUUAUUAAAUUGAAUAAUCAUUUUUAUUAAUACGAUUGAAAUUGUUUAAACCGUACCUAAUAAGUAUUAUAAACUGUAUUAUUACAUCACGAUGAAUAUCUACCGGCAACUUGGUUAUUCAACAAGUAAAUAUAUUACCAGAAAUUAUAAUUCUGUUAGCGCAUCGACAACAAAAUUAUUUAUCGAUGGAAAAGCUGUAGAAUCGAAAACAAAUAAAUGGGUUGAUUUAUAUAAUCCAGCAACAAAUGAACUUGUAACAAAAGUUCCACAAGCUACAAAUGAUGAAAUGAUAAAAGCUGUAGAAUCUUCUAAAGAGGCAUUUAAAAAAUGGAGCAAAACAUCAGUUUUAACACGUCAACAAUUAAUGUUGAAAUAUCAAAACAUCAUUCGGCAAAAUAUGAAAACAUUAGCUGAAAAUAUUACACUUGAACAAGGGAAAACUCUGGCUGAUGCUGAAGGGGAUGUCUUACGUGGUUUACAGGUUGUCGAGCACGCAUGUUCAGCGGGAUCAUUAAUGAUGGGUGAAUCUUUGCAAAAUGUAGCUAAAGAUAUGGACACAAUUUCAUAUAGGGUACCAUUAGGUGUGACAGCUGGCAUUUGUCCAUUCAAUUUUCCCGCUAUGGUACCUUUAUGGAUGUUUCCAAUGGCGUUGAUUGCAGGCAAUACAGCCAUUGUAAAACCAUCCGAGCUAGAUCCCGGCGCGACGAUGCUUUUAAUGGAAAUGUUGAAUGAGGCAGGAGCUCCACCCGGUCUUGUAAAUGUAAUUCAUGGAACUCACGAUACAGUAAAUUUCAUUUGUGAUAAUCCAGAUAUCCGUGCUAUUAGCUUUGUUGGCGGCAAUGCAGCUGGCAAACAUGUAUAUACUAGAGGGGCUGCCGCAGGCAAACGAGUACAGUCUAAUUUAGGUGCCAAAAAUCAUGCUAUUGUAAUGCCCGAUGCAGAGAAAAAACAAAGUAUUGAACAGUUGAUUGGUGCUGGAUUUGGAGCAGCUGGGCAACGAUGUAUGGCACUCAGUGUAGCAAUUUUAGUGGGUGAAGCCAGAGAAUGGAUACCUGAGUUAGUUGAAAGGGCUAGCAAGUUAAAAGUUUCAGCCGGCAUUGAACCAGGUGCAGAUUUAGGGCCAGUAAUCUCGAAAAAUGCAAAGAAACGAAUUUUAUCAUUAAUUGAAUCUGGAAUAAAAGAAGGUGCUAAAUGUGUUCUGGAUGGCAGAAAUAUUAAAGUAGAUAAAUAUCCAAAUGGUAAUUUUGUUGGGCCAACUUUACUAGCUGAUGUUAAACCACAUAUGGAAUGUUAUCGAGAAGAAAUUUUUGGACCAGUAUUAAGUUUAAUGACAGCAGACACUUUAGAAGAUGCCUUAAAUAUAAUUAAUACAAACCCCUAUGGAAAUGGAGCUGCUAUUUUUACACGAAGCGGUUCAAAUGCUCGACAAUUUGUUGAAGAAGUACAAGCGGGACAAGUUGGUGUUAAUGUUCCAAUUCCUGUACCAUUACCAAUGUUUAGUUUUACUGGCAAUCGUGGAAGUUUCUUAGGAGAUUGUCAUUUUUAUGGUAAACAGGGAUUAAAUUUCUACACACAAACCAAAACAAUUACUUCACUAUGGCGUAAAGGCGAGCCGGUGCUAGCGAAAUCAGCAACUACAAUGCCAGUAAUGAACUAAAACUACUAUAAAAAAAAUAAAAAUAAAACAAAUACAAAAAAAAUAUAUAAAAUAAACAAAAACAAUAA